This is a messenger RNA of Anisakis simplex (herring worm), 504 nucleotides long. The record is from the annotation of a GenBank genome assembly. Lineage: Eukaryota; Metazoa; Nematoda; Chromadorea; Rhabditida; Anisakidae.
AUGACUUACCGAUUGGUGCUUGUUUUGCUCGCUGUCGCGAUACUUCCUUCUUUGGCAGUGCUUCGCGACCAGUCUAUCGCUGUCACAGGCCAACUGAAAUGCGGUAAGGCACCUGCUGCGAGGGUACGCGUUAAACUCUGGGAUGAUGACGAAGGUCCUGAUCCAGACGACCUCCUAGAUCAAGGAUAUACGGACGCAGACGGAAAAUUCAGUUUGUCAGGUGGUACGGCCGAGUUAACUCCGAUUGAUCCGGUUUUCAAAGUCUAUCAUGAUUGUGACGAUAGCAUUAAGCCUGGACAUAGGAAAGUGAGAUUCAUUCUUCCACAAUCGUACAUCACAAACGAUAGAGUUCCUAAGAAAACAUUCAACAUUGGAGUGAUAAAUUUGGAGACGAUAUUUGCGAAAGAAUCGCGUGAAAUGUUGCUUUCACGGAUGAUGCGAAAUCCGAAUUUCGAUCGCUACCACUCGCUGGAGUCGGAAAUGGACACGUGGAUCGACCAAUAG